Molecule: messenger RNA, 2192 nt
Organism: Pipistrellus kuhlii (Kuhl's pipistrelle)
Lineage: Eukaryota; Metazoa; Chordata; Mammalia; Chiroptera; Vespertilionidae
Gene: ADIG
Product: adipogenin
Biological process (GO): white fat cell differentiation; brown fat cell differentiation
Cellular component (GO): nucleus; lipid droplet; cytoplasm
Source: RefSeq, a predicted model, not a curated record
UGAACACCCACCUGUGGGCAAUGCUUAUCCCAGCACUUGCUUUUCCCACUUUUAGCAGCUUGGUGAGGAAAGAAUUAUUCCUCAUCCUAUGAGAGGAUCCCAGAGGUGGUGCAUGAACCCAACAGCAACUCAGCAGGGAUUCAAAUGCAGGCCUGCCCGGGCUUACUCUCACUGCCAAGGCUCCUGACCAUUCAUCCAAAUAGCUCUCCCUUCCCUGAAGGACAGUGUGACUUCCUUGUUACGUCACCGGCUCAGUCACAAUUGGUUUGAGAGCAGAGCAUGGCCCAGCCCACCAGCUCCCCAGGGCAGCCCUGCCAGCCCAGCUCAGGCUGGCCCGGCGUGGCCUCACACGCACCAUGAAGUACCCUCUGGUGCCGCUGGUGAACGACCUCACGUUCUCUUUCCUGGUCUUCUGGCUCGGCCUGCCCGUGGCCUUGCUGUUGUUCUUGUUGAUCGUCUGGUUUCGCUUCUUACUUAGCCAAGAGUCAGAGGAAAAUGAGUCAGAUUUGUGCUUUGAUUGGGAGCCAUGGAGCAAAGACCCAGCCGAGUGGGACAGUACAUUCCAGAGCCAAGAGGAGGAGAGCCCCAGCCACUCGGUUUUCCUGGAAUCCGCUGGGCAGUGGCAACGGCCGGAGUGGACGGGAGAGACUCGCCAGGGAAGGGAGAGGACUUCAGCGGCUGAGGUGUUUUUCUGGGGUGCCCGCCUCGGUCCCUCCAGCAUCUCCGGAGGCCCCCCCAAGCUGUGAAGACGGUAUAAGCAGUCACAUGGGGAGAAGUUGGCCACAUGAAUUGAGAGAGGUCGCCGGGCAGGGCUGGGCCUGAGCGUGUGGGUCCAUAUUAAAGGCAACAGGGGCUGCCUGAGCUCAGGAGACCCUGGCGCGUCCUGGGCCUGACCAAGUCCAUGUCCAUUCAUUCAUGAGCUGUGGGGCCUGGGCCAGCCCUGGCCCUCACCUGGGCCUUCUGACUCCGUUUGGGAACCCAGACCCUGCUUCCCGUCUGUUCAAAGGGCUGAGGGGUCUUGCUCUGAGCCUCCACUGUCUCAUUUCAGACUCAGUCCUCAAUUAGCCUUAGUCUUCCAGCUGAUUUUAACCACGUGGACUUUAUAAAUACCUGCACCUGGCUCCUUUAAGAAGAGCUCACAUUUAAUGAGGGCUUACUGCGUCCCAGGCACUCUUCUGUGUACUUCCCACACACUGCCAUUUUUAACCCUGACGAGGACUCUAUCAGGCGGGGUCUUUGAUUAUCUCUGUUUCACAGAUGGGGAAACUGAGGCACGGAGCAGUCAAGUAACUUGUUGAAUGGCAAUGGUGGAGUUGGGGUGUGAACCUAAGCCCUGUGGCUCCAGAGCCGGCCCUGGCCCACUGGGCCGAUGGUUUGCCAGGUUGGAGUGUUGGGGGCAGUCAUGGGGAGGCACCUGGGAGAAACCCCAAUCUGUCCUUGUACCCACACCGGCCCCCCAGAGGCAGCAGGGUUGUAGAAGGGACAGGCCCUCCCGAGUCUCAGCAGGUGUCACCUUUGUCCCCUCUUUCCCUCUCGUCACGCAUUCCAUCACCCCCGCAGGCAGAGAAUGAGCCUGGAUUAUUGGCUGGGCUCCCAGAGUUGGGUCUCCCUGCUCUGCCCUUGCUGCCCAUUAGUCUGAACGAUCCAUCCAAAGCACAGAUGCAGACACGCCGUCCCCCUGCGUAGGGCCCUCUGUAGCUCCCUACGGCUCUGGCUACAGCCCGGCUCCUCGUGUGGUGGGAGCUGCCCUCGGACCCGAGCCCAGCGCGUGUGCUGGUGAGGUGUGUGCUCCCCAACAGGCUGCUGUGAACGCCCUUGGACUUCCCUCUGCACACGAGUGUGCUGCUGUCUGUGGGGUAAAUCCUGAAACGUGGGCUUGUUGAAUAUGUCUGUGCCUUCACAGUUUGCGGAUAUUGUGAAAUUGUCUUACAAAAGGUGGCACCGAAAGUGCGUACAAAAGUGCCUGUUUCUCCUGGCCUCUGGCCCACUGUACACCUCCCAGGUCAGCAGUCGCCAACCCGUGGCCCACAGACCACUGGUGGCCUGUGAGGUCGGAAAGUUGGUGACCGCUGCCCUAAAUAACACCCUCCCACCCCCCCACACCUCCGCACACUCACCCCUACACACACUUGCAUACACUCUCACACACACACAUACACACACACACACUCUCUCACACAAACACACACACU